Molecule: messenger RNA, 1353 nt
Organism: Sporothrix schenckii 1099-18
Lineage: Eukaryota; Fungi; Ascomycota; Sordariomycetes; Ophiostomatales; Ophiostomataceae
Exons: 1
Coding region: 1-1353 (450 amino acids)
Biological process (GO): lipid metabolic process
Molecular function (GO): phosphoric diester hydrolase activity
Source: RefSeq, a predicted model, not a curated record
AUGCAGCCUCCCUUGCAGUUCUUCCUUCUCUUACAGGCAUUGCCGGUACUAAGGGCAUCGGCCAUCCCAGCCGACGGCAGCACCCUUGACAUCCGGAGCAAGCCGCUUUCUAACGAGCCGUUUAUCAGACCCGAUGCAGAUGCAGAUGCAGAUGCAAAUGAAGCGGGCCGUGAUGGCUGUCCGAGCGUAUCAGGGACGGCAGCGGGCCUUCUUGGACGCACCCCAUCGCCAUCCCAAUCACUUUCAUCACCCGUGUCGUCAUCGUCAUCACCGUCAUCGUCGACGUCAUCAACAGGAAUGGCCUGCAACAACUCGCCGUUAUUGUGCGGCCGUAGCUACAGCAGCGUCACUCACCUCGGCGCUCACGACAGCGCUUUUCUUCGCGACUCACACGAGCUCAGUGCCAUCGCCGGUGACCAGUUCUUCAAUGCAACACUGGCACUUUCGGCCGGCGUCCGUCUGCUCCAGGCCCAGGUGCAUGUUUUGAACGGCACCCUCUUUCUCUGCCACACAAGCUGUGGCCUGCUCAACGCCGGCCUUCUGGAAACAUGGCUGGGCCUCAUCGCCCGAUGGUUGGACACCAAUCCGCACGAUGUCGUGACGCUGCUCCUCGUCAACAGCGACAACCAGGCGGCGGCGGUGUUUGGCCGCAUUUUCCAGCAAGCCGGCCUGUCCAAAUACGGCUAUGCGCGCUCGGCCAGCCAACAAGGCGCCGCGGGCUGGCCGACGCUGCAAGCCAUGAUUGCCGCCAACACUCGUCUCGUCACGUUUAUUGCCUCGAUUGCGGCCGACGCAAGCUACCCGUACCUGCUCAACGAGUUUGACCACGUCUUUGAGACGCCCUACAUGGUUACGAACCUCGUUCAGUUCAGCAACUGCUCGCUGGACCGUCCGCCCUCAGCAGGAUCGGCGGCGGCGGCCUUGAGGCGCGGCAUGCUGCCACUGCUCAACCACUUUGCCUACGCCAAGGUCAGCAGCAGCAUCCAGAUCCCGGACGUCAGCGACAUUGACGUCACCAACAGCCCGGAUACGACGGGGACUGGCGGCGGCAGCAACGGCGGUGACGGCAUCUCGGGCACGCUGGGCGCGCAAGCCAACCGGUGCACAGCGCAAUGGAGCGGCACGAAGCCUGCGUUUCUGCUCGUCGACUUUUUCAACCGCGGACCGGCCAUCACCACGGCCGACAACCUCAACGGCCUCACGGCGGCGACGACGGUGGGCCGGACGAUCACGCAGGAGAUGCAACAGGGCGCGGCCAGUCGGAGCACCGGCGUGGCCUUGGCUGUCCAAAAGGCUGUUUUCUGGAGGACGAUGGCGUUGGUAUUCGUGGUGGGCGCAUCCCAGGCAUUGUAG